Cylicostephanus goldi is the source of this 822-nucleotide messenger RNA. The record is from the annotation of a GenBank genome assembly. Lineage: Eukaryota; Metazoa; Nematoda; Chromadorea; Rhabditida; Strongylidae.
UGUGCUGGUUGCAAUCGAAUGGAGCCAUGGGCAUCAUCGUUUACGGGAAUAGGGGCUGGACUCGUUUAUCUAGGCCUCAGCAACUUCAUGAUAAGAAUCAAAGUAGACGACCCCUUGGACGCGUUUGCAGUUCAUGCCGGUGGUGGCUUCUGGGGAUUGCUUUCGACAUGCAUCAUUUCCCACGAUGGAAUUGUUUAUGCUAUCUCUAACGCUAUAGCUAACAAUCACGGAAAGCUUUCUUGCGAACAAGCCUUCGCUCAACUCGGUUGGCAACUGGUUUGUAUAAUAGCAAUAAUCGUUUGGUCUCUUCUGUGGAUGAUCCCAAUUUUCCUCUUUUUGAGAAAGAUAGGAAAGUUACGUGUUUCUGAAGAAGUUGAGAUUAAUGGAUUGGAUAUCUAUAAACAUGGUGAAGCUGCUUAUCCCUUGCACGCUUAUGGCCACGGAUGGGACGACUACGAACCUAUCAAAGAGAAGAAAGCAGGCAAUGGGGAUCUCGGCGGUCAUGCAGAAAUUUCCUUGGAAAAGUUGGCGGCUGCCUACGAGAGAAGGACCAGUGUAGCUCCCUUGUCUUUUAACAAGUCACCAACUGCAAACGUCGGUGGACCACGAAGAAAAAGUCUCUACACCAAUCCUUCAUAUUAUGAACAUCCAGAGCAUCACUCACAAGCAAAGGAAAAGAAAAAAGUUCAAAAACGAGUAACGCAUAAUACGGUUGUCGAAGUGGAGACUGCUCCUAGCAUUCCUUCUACAGCUCACUCAUCAAGAGCUGACAUCCUCUCAGAAAUGUAUGGAGAUGGACCACAAGAAUUGGUCCGAGUCUGA